Molecule: messenger RNA, 1311 nt
Organism: Folsomia candida
Lineage: Eukaryota; Metazoa; Arthropoda; Collembola; Entomobryomorpha; Isotomidae
Gene: Ogg1
Product: N-glycosylase/DNA lyase
Exons: 5
Coding region: 141-1175 (344 amino acids)
Biological process (GO): base-excision repair; nucleotide-excision repair; base-excision repair, AP site formation
Cellular component (GO): nucleus
Molecular function (GO): damaged DNA binding; 8-oxo-7,8-dihydroguanine DNA N-glycosylase activity
Source: RefSeq, a predicted model, not a curated record
CUCACAAGUUGAUCGAGUCAUUUAUUGUUCACUGAAGAAUGCUCAGAGUUUCCUAUAGUACGUAAAUAAACAUUACUAAAUUCGGUUGUAAAAGUCAGAGAAGAAACGGCAGCAUUCGAGGGGAGCGAACUCUAUUCGAAAUGGGGCUGUCGGGAUCGUUGGCGCUGUCACUGGCAGAACUGGACAUUGCGAAGGUGCUCAUGUGCGGGCAAAGCUUUCGAUGGAGAGUGGAGGGAGACGAGCAUUUGGGUGUGUUUGCUGGUCGUCUCUGGGGACUGAAACAAACCCCCACGCACCUCCACUACCGUGUUUUGCUCCCCAAAAGUGGCGAUGGUGAGGACGAUGAUGUCGAGCCAUGUCUCAGGCGCUACUUCCAACUUGACGUCUCGCUCCCUCCCCUCUACGCCACCUGGGCGAAAAAGGAUCCCAAGUUUGCAGGGUUGGGUGACGAGUGGGGCGGAAUUCGAAUUUUGGCUCAAGACCCGAUUGAAACUAUUUUUGCCUUUAUCUGCUCUUCCAACAACCAUAUUGGUCGAAUCUCCAGCAUGGUUGAGAAGCUGGCAAGAUUUUACGGAGAUGUGAUUGGAGUUUGGGAUGACCGAACAUAUUAUAAUUUUCCUCGAGUGGAAGCUCUUGUCGGUGUGGAGGCGAAACUACGCUCUGAAGCGUUCGGUUAUCGGGCUGGCUACAUUUCAGCCACAGCGCAAAAAAUCGUCGAUUCCGGAGGGGUGUCCUGGGUGGAAGGUUUGAGGGGGAAAGACUAUGAAGAUGCUAGGGCACAGCUGCAGACACUGACCGGCGUGGGUCGAAAGGUAGCAGACUGCAUUUGUUUGAUGAGCUUAGGAUUUCCGGCCACCAUUCCCGUCGACACGCACAUCCAUCAAGUCGCAAAGACCUACUUACCACAUCUCACCAAGGCCAAGACUCUCAACGACAAGGUGUACAGCGAGAUUACGACAUUCUUCAAAGAACUCUACGGCCCCUACGCAGGCUGGGCACACUCGGUUCUGUUUGCAUCCACACUUCGCCACCUCCAGACUGAAAAGAACAAUAAGACUGACCUCGAGAAGAAGAAGACGCCGGCGACAAAGAAGCCAUCUCCUGAAUCUCAUCAAGAAACGACGGACACGCAACUUCAAGCACCUCAAAAGAAACGAAACAGAACAAAAAGGUAAUAAGUACAGCAAUGUCGUAGACUGAAAUAUAUAAUACUCGCAUUUACCGAGCUGAUGGAAUGGUGGGGAGUAAAAAUAAAAGUGUACACGAUGAAUGAAAUUACUUCUGUGAUGCAAUAAACGUGAUAAAAGUGAA